AUGGGCUCCUCUCGGGCACCCUGGACGGGGCGUGUGGGAGGGCACGGGAUGAUGGCAUUGCUGCUGGCCGCUCUCCUCCUGCCAGGGACCCUGGCUAAGAGCAUCGGGCCCUUCUCAGAUCCCUGUAAGGACCCCACACGGAUCACCUCUCCCAACGACCCUUGUCUCCUUGGAAAGGGUGGCUCCAACAGUUUCAGUAGCCACGGUGGCUCCAGUAGCUUCAGUUCCAGUUCCAGUGGCUCCAGCAUUGCCAGCGGUGGCUCCAGUGGCUCUAGCAUCUCCAGCGGUGGCUCCAGCGGCUCCAGCAUCUCCAGUGGUGGCUCUGGUGGCUCCGGCGUUAUCCAUGGUAGCCCUUCAGGAUCUGUAGUAUUUAAGCCAGGAACGGGCUAUACCCAGAUCAGUUACUCCUCUGGAUCUGGCUCCAGCCUCCAAAGCUCCUCUAGCUUCUCCCAGUCUGGAAGCAGCAGCUCUCAGUCAGGAGGCAACAGAGGACGAGGGGAUGGCUCUGCUCUACCCACCGAUGAUUCCUCCCGCUUGUCAUCAGGCUCUUUCCAGUAUGGAGGAGGCUCUUCUUCUUCCCAAAGCUCCAGCAUGUCCAGCAGCAGUUCCCAAAGUGGCAGCUCCAACCUGCGGCCUUGUAGCUCAAACGUCCCUGACUCCCCCUGCAGCGGGGGCCCUGUCGUGUCCCACUCUGGCUCCUACCUCUCCGGCUCCCACUCUGUGUCAGGGGGGAAGAAGCCUGUGAUAGUGGUGGUAGAGCAGCACGGCUCGGGCGGGCCUGGAGUGGUUCAAAGCAUGCCUUGUAGCAAUGGGGGCCUGCAGGGGAAGCCCUGCCCUCCCAUCACCUCCGUCCAGCAGUCCUACGGUGGUUAUGAGGUCGUAGGAGGCUCUUCUAACAGUUACCUGGUCCCAGGCAUGACCUACAGCGGAGGCAAAAUCUACCCCGUGGGCUAUUUCACCAAAGACAACCCUGUCAGGGGCUCUCCAGGUGUCCCCACCUUUGCCGCUGGGGCCCCUGUCUCCGAGGGCAAAUACUUCUCAAGCAACCCCAUCAUCCCCAGCCACAGCUCUUCGGGUUCUAACAUCUACCAGUCUGGCCCUUCCCCCGCCAUCGUGUUCCAGCCUGUGGGCGCGGGUGGGGUCCAGCCCUGUGGAAUUGGCUCCACAGGUUCAAAGGGGCCCUGCUCCCAAUCCAGUUCCACCGUGCACAUCAGUUCUAGCGGUUCCAGUGCCUCCUACCAUCCCUGCAGCGGGGUUUCUCAGGGGCCCUGCUCCCCGCCAGGCACGGGCCCCAUCCGGGGCAGCUCCAACUCCCUCUCCGGGGGCAAAAUCAUCCUUCAGCCCUGCAGCAGCAAAUCCAGCUCCUCUGGUUACCCUUGCAUUUCGGUUUCCUCCUCAACCUUGAGUGGGGGUCCUGAUGGCUCUCCUCAUCCAGAUCUUUCUGCUGGAGCCAGGCCCUGUGGCCCCAGGAGCUCUGGAAGGGUCCCCUGCCGCUCCAUCCGGGACAUCCUGGCCCAAGUGAAGCCUUUGGGGCCUCAGUUGGCUGACCCGGAAGUUUUUCUGCCCCAGGAACAAUCACUUAGCAAUCCCUAA
Messenger RNA from Perognathus longimembris pacificus (Pacific pocket mouse), 1593 nucleotides. It is a transcript of the gene Cdsn, whose product is annotated as corneodesmosin. Gene Ontology annotation, molecular function: protein homodimerization activity. The coding region runs from base 1 to 1593 and encodes 530 amino acids. Gene Ontology annotation, biological process: cell-cell adhesion; skin morphogenesis. NCBI's taxonomy places the organism in Eukaryota, Metazoa, Chordata, Mammalia, Rodentia, Heteromyidae. The transcript is spliced from 2 exons. The record is from RefSeq and is a predicted model, not a curated record.